AUGCGCAUGCCCAAAAAGAAGCCAUUUAGGAACUUGCGCCGGCGGAACAAUAAUGCUGCUGGUGAAACAGAUUGUGGUGAUGCCAUACCGAACAAAUUAUGCCUAAGCCGCUCAAGAAGAACUAAACCUGCCUCACCAGCUUUUCAAAUUCACUUCACCGUAGACAAUCAAGUUGACAUGUCGGACGGUGCGAUGUUCUGGAAAGUUCUUUCAGAUAGGGGAUUCACAAGUGGCCUUUGGAUUGCCCUCUCAAAUGUACACUCACUCAUGGCCCAGAGCAGCAACAACAACAACAACAGCAGCAACAACAACAACAACACGAUCGCCAUCAUAAAUAUCAGCACCACUAAGAAUGUAAGUACCACGAAUGACAUAAAAUUCUACGACGGGCCGAUGAAAUUUCAUUUCUCGAACUCUGCCGUUAACAUGGACAAUACAACAAAUAUGAGAAUGUGA
Messenger RNA from Helobdella robusta, 456 nucleotides. RefSeq lists its product as hypothetical. The transcript has 4 exons. The record is from RefSeq and is a predicted model, not a curated record. NCBI's taxonomy places the organism in Eukaryota, Metazoa, Annelida, Clitellata, Rhynchobdellida, Glossiphoniidae. Bases 1 to 456 code for a protein of 151 amino acids.